This is a messenger RNA of Amphibalanus amphitrite, 1486 nucleotides long. Its product is annotated as ubiquitin-conjugating enzyme E2 C-like. The transcript has 6 exons. NCBI's taxonomy places the organism in Eukaryota, Metazoa, Arthropoda, Thecostraca, Balanomorpha, Balanidae. Bases 169 to 648 code for a protein of 159 amino acids. The record is from RefSeq and is a predicted model, not a curated record.
AUCGCCAUGUCUGGCGCAGUAAAUACAGUGGCGCAGUUUCGUAACGGCGGAGCGCGAUUUUCAAACACUUCCGUCACCGCUUUUGCAGUAUCGAGUUCUCUGCACACGAUUCUCGCUGAUUUUCAGCCGUUUUUCGGUAACUGAAUUUUUGAAAAAUUGGAUCACACCAUGAGUCUCUCUGGAAACAAGCGUGAUCAGCACAGUGUCAGCAAAAGGCUUCAAGCAGAACUGAUGACAUUGAUGACUUCUGGAGAUAAAGGCAUCUCUGCAUUCCCCGAUGGUGACAACCUCUUUAGCUGGGUGGCUACCAUCUCUGGUGCUGCCAACACGGUGUACGAGGGAAUCGAGUUCAAGCUGCGCUUGGAGUUCUCCAACAACUACCCGUUCUCGGCGCCCACCGUGCGCUUCACGUCGCCCUGCUUCCACCCGAACGUCGAUCAGCAGGGCAACAUCUGCUUGGACAUCCUCAAGGAGAAGUGGUCGGCGUCGUACGACGUGCGCGCGCUGCUCCUCUCCAUACAGAGUCUGCUUGGCGAGCCCAACAACAGCAGUCCGCUGAACGUGCAGGCGGCCGACCUGUGGAGCGACCAGAGCCGCUUCCGGCAGAGCGUGCUCGAGCGGUGCUCCAGCUGCGUGCGCCAGUCGUGACGGACGUACCGCCAGCAGGCGCGGCCAGGUGCGUCCCUGACCGUCCCGGACCAUGGGGCGUGUCUGGUCUCGGACCGUCUGGUCCCGGACCCCUGGACCGUCUCUGGUCCCAGAUCUAGGGACAGUCCCUGGGCCCUGCCGCCGUUCGGGGAGAGUUCGGAUAGGCUGGUGAGGCAGCGCUGACAAGGCGGCGCAUCGGUUCCUUGUGUUGUCUCUCAUCGGCAGUGCCAGAAGACCACUGCUUUGUUGGUAAUUCUGGCGCCUUGGAGCCCGGGUCCGACCUUAGCCCAGUCUCGUAGGCACUGCCUCGCGAACCUGUCCAUAUAUGGUGUUUCCGAGAUGUUCUCAUUGCUCAUCCCCAUACGUAGUUUUUCGGUUAUGAUUCCACGGAUGGCCAAUUCUCGAUUGCAUUGUAGAGCAUGUGCGCCUUGUUUUGACUGUCUUUGACUUUUCCUAUACGUCUCCGUUUUUUUAUGCAACAUCACUUAUGUCUAAUGAACUGCCUAACAAACUUUCCAUACAUUUAAGUACGCUUGUGUAAUUUUCACGCCCUUGACAGUGAUCGGAUAGGCCACUUCUAGCGGUAUUUGAUACAUAUUUGGUAAAAUAUUUGCAUAACUGCAUACGGAAUGGUUGCGUGGGUUUCGGUCUCAGUCACGACGUAUACGACGCGGAAUUGAUAUUAAUUUGUGUGUGAAUUAGACUAUAUCUGGCUCUUUGUGCGGUGCGCAGUUAGGCUCAGUUAGGCUCAAUAACUCACCAAAGAACCGUGCUCGACUAGCAUUUCACUAUGCAUCUACGAUCGAUACGAAUGCAAUAAAACGAUCACAUAACUAAA